AUGACUAUCUUUUCAAAUCUAUUCGGAGCAAACCAACAACAGCAACAACAACAGGAGACUAUGUCCAAGGACAUGUCUCAGAACUUGCCUCAGACUAUGUCACAAAACACAAAUCAGACAGAAACAAGUGGUUUAACUAGACAAAAGACUAAUGAGUCAGAGGAAGGUGACCAUAUUGAUUUAUUCGCAAACGUACGGGAUAUUCCCGUCGCUGCUUGGCAUAUUCGUGGUAGAAAUAAGUACUACAACGAUGAGGAAUAUAGGAAAUUGGUAGAAGAAGCUAACACUAUCAUGUUUUCUAGUAUAAUGUGA
Kluyveromyces lactis is the source of this 312-nucleotide messenger RNA. RefSeq lists its product as uncharacterized. The transcript has a single exon. The record is from RefSeq and is a predicted model, not a curated record. NCBI's taxonomy places the organism in Eukaryota, Fungi, Ascomycota, Saccharomycetes, Saccharomycetales, Saccharomycetaceae. The coding region runs from base 1 to 312 and encodes 103 amino acids.